GCCCUGCUUUCACAUGAAAAUAUGUGAUAAUAAGGACAAAGCAAAUUCAAAGAAGUUUUACUUUUUGGACGAAAGGGGAUCCCCAAACUCUCUCUAUAAAAUAAUGGAGGAUUUGCAAACCACCUUAAAAAAAACCAAACCAAUCAUCUUUCUUCUGCUCUGUUCUCUGGGCAUUUCAGUUCAGUUCACUUCAGUUUCUCUGCAAACAUGCAAAAAACUCUGACCUUUCUUCUUCUUUUUCUUCUUCUUCUUCUUCUUUUCCUAUCAGUUCAUUUACAACUACAAUGUGAAGCUGCUGCUAUUAACGUAGACGAUGAUGAUUUGAUAGAGAAAAUAUGCAGAAAAACACCCUUUCAUGAUCUCUGUGUGGCCACUCUGCAGCCAAUCGCCAACACCCCAGGUUCAAAUAUUAAAGGGCUGGCCAGUUCAGUGGCUAAUAUUGUUCUGGGAAAUGCAACCGACACUUUGCAUUACAUAGAGGGGCUGAUUAAACAGACUUCAGACCCCAAAGAAGAGAGAGCUUUGGCUGAAUGUGCAGAACUCUACAUCUCAGUUGUCAAAUAUGAGCUUCCUGAAGCCAUUGAAGCUUUGAGUAAAGGUCAAUAUGGAUUUGCAAACUAUGGAAUUUCCGAUGCUGCCAAACUAGUUGAUCAAUGUGACAAGGGUUUCCCAGGAAAAAGUGGAUCUCCAUUAAGUGACAGAAACAAACUUAUUCAUAGCCUUUCUCAGAUUGCUGUUGCCAUUAUUAAUGUUUUGGCAAAGGGUUAGAUUUCAUUGUUGUAUCUGUUGUUAAUAUUUUAGUCAUCUAUGUAUUAUUAUUGUGGUUUGUGUGACAAU
This is a messenger RNA of Pistacia vera, 837 nucleotides long. Its product is annotated as cell wall / vacuolar inhibitor of fructosidase 1-like. The transcript has a single exon. Gene Ontology annotation, molecular function: enzyme inhibitor activity. The record is from RefSeq and is a predicted model, not a curated record. Gene Ontology annotation, biological process: negative regulation of catalytic activity. Lineage: Eukaryota; Viridiplantae; Streptophyta; Magnoliopsida; Sapindales; Anacardiaceae. The coding region runs from base 208 to 768 and encodes 186 amino acids.